This is a messenger RNA of Pisolithus orientalis, 1557 nucleotides long. RefSeq names its product P-loop containing nucleoside triphosphate hydrolase protein. The record is from RefSeq and is a predicted model, not a curated record. Lineage: Eukaryota; Fungi; Basidiomycota; Agaricomycetes; Boletales; Pisolithaceae. Gene Ontology annotation, cellular component: myosin complex. The transcript is spliced from 3 exons. Gene Ontology annotation, molecular function: cytoskeletal motor activity; ATP binding. The coding region runs from base 477 to 1451 and encodes 324 amino acids.
UGGAAAGGUGGAAUACCGCACGGACGGCUGGCUGGAGAAGAAUAAAGACCCCCUUAACGACAACCUCGUCCGUGUCUUGGCAGCAUCUACUGAACCCUACGUGGCCUCGUUAUUCCAGGACUUUGGAAACACAUAUUCAGAGUUGCCUUCUUCAAGCGUGGGUUAUUCUGUGGGGAAGAAACGGAGCGUGAAGAAGGGUGCCUUCAGAACCGUCGCUCAGAGACAUAGAGAACAGCUUUCUCUUCUCAUGGCUCAGCUGCAUGCCACUCAGCCUCACUUUGUUCGCUGCAUAGUCCCGAACACAAACAAGAAGCCCGCGCGUAUUGAUGUACCACUCGUCCUCGACCAGCUACGCUGCAACGGUGUCUUAGAAGGUAUACGAAUUGCCAGACUGGGUUAUCCCAAUCGGCUACCCUUCGUGGAGUUCCGCCAGCGCUAUGAAAUUCUGACACCAGGUAUAAUACCACGAUGGUUAUAUGGACGGACGUAAGGCAUGUUUGAGGAUGGUCGAGGCCCUUGAACUUGAUGGAGAGCUAUACCGUGUUGGAACGUCGAAAAUUUUCUUCAAAGCUGGUGUCCUGGCUGAACUCGAAGAGCGCAGAGAUGCUCUUCUGUACGACGUUUUCUCGAAGCUACAAGCAGUCGCACGGAAAUUCUCGGCUCGAAGGCAAAUGAAGAAAAUUCUGAACCGUGCUGUUGCUAUCCGCACAGUCCAACGGAAUGCUCGUCUGUACGGAGAGCUCAGGGAUUGGCCGUGGUGGCAACUAUACACGAAGGUACGACCAUUGCUCGCGGCUACCCGUAACGACGAGGAAUUGCGACGGAAGGAGGUAGAGCUACAACUGAUCAAAGAGAGAGCAGAGCGCGACCAGCGCGAGCGAGAGAACUUGCAGAACAUGAAGAUGACUCUAGAAGCUGAAAAACAAAAGAUUGUCCAAGAGCUAGAAGCUGAGCGCGCUCUUGCGUCGGACAAGGAUACCCUACUAGAAAGAAGCAAGCAACGUGAGGUCGAGCUGGAAGAGGAGAUUGUGGCACUGCACGGAGACUUGGAUGUGCUCGACUCUCAGUUGGAUAGAGCCCUCAAACUACAGAAGGAGAGCGACGAAAAGCACGAACAACUGCGACAAGCGUUCGACGAAGCUGCAGAGCAUCUUGUCCGCCUAGAAAAUGAACAAAUUACAUGGAAGAAGAAAGAGGCGGAAUUCGCGGAUCUUCUCCCAACGAUGGAACGCAGUAUUCUACAACUGCAAGAAGACCGAGAUGCAUUGCAGAAAGUCAACGAGGAUGUCACGACGUUAUUGUCUCAACGGGAGGAAGACCUAGCUCGGCUCAAAGAACGUGCAGAAUCUUCGACAAAUGAACUACAGGUCAAGCUCGCAGCAGAACUCCGUACCACGUUGAACAACUUGAAAGAAGUGCAAGGCACACCAAGGACCAACUUGCCGAGCUGACCCGUACAGCUACGGAAUAUACCUCAAUCAUCCAACGAAAAGAGGUCGACGUUGCUAAUCUUACCUCGGAAGUUUCUGCGUCCAAGACAGAACUUGCACAACUGGA